This is a messenger RNA of Osmerus eperlanus (European smelt), 2659 nucleotides long. It is a transcript of the gene alox5a, whose product is annotated as arachidonate 5-lipoxygenase a. Gene Ontology annotation, molecular function: iron ion binding; protein binding; arachidonate 5-lipoxygenase activity. Gene Ontology annotation, biological process: linoleic acid metabolic process; arachidonate metabolic process; hepoxilin biosynthetic process. NCBI's taxonomy places the organism in Eukaryota, Metazoa, Chordata, Actinopteri, Osmeriformes, Osmeridae. Gene Ontology annotation, cellular component: nuclear envelope. The transcript is spliced from 14 exons. The coding region runs from base 26 to 2113 and encodes 695 amino acids. The record is from RefSeq and is a predicted model, not a curated record.
GACUAGUGGAGGGUCACAUACUUUGAUGGUUCACCAACCCUUAAGCUUUUGGAUCAUCUUUACUUGCGCGCACACACACACACCAAAGAUGCCAUCCUACACUGUCACUGUUGCCACAGGGAGCCAAUGGUUUGCAGGAACCGACGAUUACAUAUACAUUACCUUGGUGGGAACAGAGGGCUGCAGUGAGAGGUCUUUACUGGACAAACCCCUCUACAACGACUUCGAAAGAGGGGCUGUUGACUCCUAUGAUGUGAAUGUCAGUGAGGAUCUGGGAGAGCUGGAGGUGGUGAAGCUCGAGAAGAACAAGUACUGGGUGCAGGACGACUGGUACUGUAAGUACGUGACAGUGAAAACCCCCUCUGGAGACUAUGUGGAGUUCCCUUGCUUCCGCUGGCUGGUGGACGACAAGGAGGUGGUGCUCAGAGAUGGACGAGCACGCCUCCCCCAAGAUGACAAAACCAGGCUGGCAAAGCAACACCGACGCAAAGAGCUUGAGACCAGACAGAAAACCUACAGAUGGAAGGAGUGGCAGCCAGGCAUUCCUAUGAGCAUAGAUGCUAACAAGCACAGUGAGCUACCCAGGGAUAUCCAGUUUGACAGCGAGAAGGGAGUGGACUUUGUUCUCAACUACACUAAGGCGAUAGAGAACCUGUGUGUCAACCAGUUCAUGCACAUGUUCCAGUCUUCCUGGAGGGAUCUUGGUGAUUUUGAGGCCAUCUUCGUGAGGAUAAAAAACACUAUCUCAGAGUAUGUGAUGCAGCACUGGAAAGAGGACUUUAUGUUCGGCUACCAGUAUUUGAAUGGCUGCAACCCUGUGAUAAUCCGAAAAUGUUCCAAGCUGCCAGAGAAGUUCCCUGUCACCCACGAAAUGGUCGAAGACUGUCUAGAGAGAGACCUUACCUUAGAACAGGAGAUACAGGCAGGCAACAUCUACAUAGCGGAUUAUGAAAUCCUGGAGGGCAUCACUGCCAACAGCACAGACCCUUGUACUCCGCAGCACAUAGCAGCUUCAAUUGUUCUGCUCUAUAAGAACGUACAGAACAAGGUCAUGCCACUGGCCAUACAGCUGGGUCAAACCCCAGGAGAGGACAGCCCCAUCUUCCUGCCCAGUGAUGGCCAGUAUGACUGGAUGCUGGCUAAGAUAUGGGCACGCUCUUCAGACUUUCACACCCACCAGACAGUCACACACCUGUUGAGGACACACCUAAUUUCCGAAGUAUUUGGCAUCGCCAUGUUCCGACAGCUCCCCUGUGUCCACCCAGUGUACAAGCUUAUUCUUCCUCAUGUGAGAUUUACUAUCGCCAUCAACACCAAGGCUAGAGAGCAGCUCAUUUGUGAAAGUGGCAUCUUUGACAAGGCCAAUGGAACAGGUGGUGGCGGCCAUGUUGAAAUGAUCCAGAGGGCCAUGAAGUCAUUCACCUAUAAGUCUCUGUGUUUCCCUGAUGAAAUCAAAGCCAGGGGCGUGGAGAGCCAGGAAGAACUACCCUUCUACUUCUAUCGAGAUGAUGGCAACGCUGUGUGGGAGGCCAUCAAGAGUUUUGUAUCAGAUGUAGUUGAUAUCUACUACGACAGUGACGAGAAGGUGCAGAAGGAUGAGGAGAUCCAGGCCUUUGUCAAAGACGUGUGUAGCUUCGGCAUGCAGGAUUUUGACAGCUGUGAGUUUCCAAAGUCCCUGAAGACUCGCAACGAGCUAAUAGAGUACCUGACUGCCAUCAUCUUUACUUCCUCGGCCCAACAUGCUGCUGUCAAUUUUGGACAGUAUGACUGGUGUUCCUGGAUACCCAACUCCCCCUCUACCAUGCGGAAACCCCCACCAUCCAAGAAGGGCGUGGCAGACGUGCAGCUGAUCAUCGACAGUCUUCCCGACCGUGGGCGUUCCUGCUGGCACCUGGGGGCUGUCUGGGCCCUUAGUCAGUUCCAGGAGAAUGAGGUAUACCUGGGCAUGUACACUGACGAGCACUUCAUAGAGAAGCCUGUAAAAGACGCCAUGAAGGCCUUCAGAAAGAGACUGGCAGACAUCACCAGCACCAUCAAGAGGCGGAAUGAGGGGAAGAAGCUGCCUUACUACUACCUGUCACCUGACAAAAUCCCUUGCAGUGUUGCUGUCUGAGAGAGAGGAGACCGAAGAGAGCCUGGAGAGAUUUCCUUUUUUUCCCUCCUUUCAUUAUCAUCUAUCACAUCUCUUUCCUUUUUAUAUCUGCCAACUGUUUGGAGAGAAUUCUAUGGAUGGUUUUGCUUUCAUGCUUAAAAAUUUGAAAAGAAAAAUGAUUUACAGAAAGUGAAGCCUCUGCAUGCUCUUUCAGUUUAUAUAUAUAUAUAUAUAUAUAUAUAUAUUUACAGCAUCUGUUGUCAACAACAACAAAAAAACUUGCUAAAAUGUUAAUCUCAAUACAAAAAAGUCAAAUACCAACUAUGUAAGAUGUCUGAUUUUAUAGAGGACAACAUGGAAAAUCCCUUUGUAUGUAUAACUGGUUCAUAUAUUCUAUUGCUAUUUCGUUUUUUUAACAAUAAUUGCGUUAACACAACUAGCGAUCAUACCUGCGGACUAGUAGAGUAUAGGUUGGUAGUGAUACAUUGGUGUUGGAUUACUAUUGCUUUGAAUGCAGCUUAUCAUUAUUACACUGUGAUAACAAUAAAGGUCAUAAUCACAAACCCU